Messenger RNA from Parnassius apollo (apollo), 1209 nucleotides. The record is from the annotation of a GenBank genome assembly. NCBI's taxonomy places the organism in Eukaryota, Metazoa, Arthropoda, Insecta, Lepidoptera, Papilionidae.
AUGACAAGCCUCCCGGACGACACUCGGUCCCUAGAUUAUAAGGAUAUAAUAGAACUGACUGAAACUAUAAAAAAGCUGACCUGUGAAUUACAAUCUGCACACCAGGAAAUAGAUAAUUUAACAUGCGAAAAUGUACAACUCAAAUCAGACUUAGCGAAGGCAAACAAAACGAUCGAAUUAUACAAAAAAGUUACUAUUGCGAGUCCAAGACUUACACCACGAUUAGACCGUAAAAAGAAAAAGAAAGAUUCUUUGAGUAGCCAAAUGAUCCAACAUACAAACAUACAUUUAACAAAUGAUAUGUUCUCAGACAAGGAAGAAACAUCUAAACAGUUUGAAGAAAACACAAAAAAUUGCAGCGAUAUUGUCAGCAAACAAGAAUCAAUGAAAACUCGCCAAACUAUUAUUAGAAAACGGAAACUCUGUAUUUUAACUAAUUGUAGUGUGAAAGAUAUAGUACAGUACGGUGUGCAAGACGCUGUGAUUCUAGACUGUGACUAUACUUACGGUAACAACACAUCGGGACUGGUAGUGAAGUGGUUUUUCGGAAACAAAGCUAGACCUGUCUACCAAUGGAUCGUGUCGCAAAAGCCACAGGACAUGGGGAUAUUGAGAGGUCGUGUUGACUUAGCCUACAGAGCAUCAAGCGAUCCAUUAAAAAUGCACAGAGCACUCCGCAUAGUGAAGCCCAACACCGACAUCUCUGGUGAUUACACGUGUGUCGUUUCAACAUUCAUGGACGAGGAUUCAAGAACUAAGCAAAUGAUUGUUUUUGUACCGGAGACGAACUUCCGCCUGAUCCAGAACAAGACUCACGAUGAUACUGUGAACGUGUUAUGUGCUGCGGACGGAGCGUUUCCUGCACCAAACCUCACGCUAGCAACACCUGAGAGGAGGCUGGACGGAGUUUCCCAUGAAUUGAAACUGGUGAACGGCAGAUACUCUGCGAUAGCUUCGGUUACGUUGCUCGACGCUGACCUUCCUUCACCUGCGGAGUUUAUUUGCACUCUCCGAAUACCUUUAGCAAAAUACGCAGUAAGGAAAGAAGCAAUUUACUAUCCGGGACCCAUUAGCACAACUCCUGAAAUGCCCACCGCGGCCGACAUGCAACUCGCUGCGGCUAUUGGCUCCAAAGGAACAAGCACGUGCACAGUUACAGCAUUGAUUUUGCUACCAGCUUUAGCUCAGUCAUUACUGGCAGUCCAAUGA